UGAAGCAGGGAAGGGAGGGACUGCUGGCAUUAUAAAGUCCAAAAAGUCUGCUCAACUCCAAGAGUCAGCUCUUGGAAAAUCCACUUGGGUCAGAGGCUGCAGUUGUCAUAUUUCUCAAGAUCUUCAAUAUGAAAGGCCUUCUGCUUCUGAUUCUGUCUUCUCUGCUUUGCUGGGUCUCAGCUGACAUUCGCUGUCAUUCCUGUUACAAGCUUCCUGUGCUGGGCUGUAUGGCAUCGCAGUCCUGUGCCUUGGAUCCAGGACAAAAAUGCCUGACAACAAUGUGUACCUUGGUAAUAUUCCUUCUUUACUGGAGAAAGAGGGCCAACUUACCAGCCCCCCGGCCCACCCCAGCCCUGGCUCUUGUCUUCUUCACCUCCUUGGCUGGCCUUGGACUCUGGCUACUGCACUGAGACUCACUUCAGGCUGGCCCCUCCUGCCACCUGUCUCAUCCACUCCCUAUGUCUCCCUAUUUGCCCCCAUCUCACUCCAUCCCUGACUUUUCAACAAGGUCUCUCCCUCUCUGUCUUUUCUCUGAAAAGCAUUUCUUCAGAUCCUUCACUUUUUUUUUUUUAAAUGAGACAGUGCUCUUCCUAUCCAUUCUUUGACUCUUCACUCUCCACUGUUUUUCCCACGUCCCUCCCAUUUCCUCCUAGGCCUAAGUCCUCCAUUAGACUCUACAAUGACUCUUUGCUAUGCCUCCUGAAUACUAUUGUGCUCUCCUUGAGGAGGAAUUGGGAUCUGAGCCUGAGAUGGGGCUUCUUUUCUGUCCCUUAUGAAUGCUCCUAAGAAGGGCCUCAUGGUUUCUGUAUGAGGCUGAGUCCCUACUGCGCACCCUAUCCCCAUGGUCAUCUCUUUCCAUUUUGAAUAAUAAAUGCUCAUGUCUGAUAA
Molecule: messenger RNA, 888 nt
Organism: Erinaceus europaeus (western European hedgehog)
Lineage: Eukaryota; Metazoa; Chordata; Mammalia; Eulipotyphla; Erinaceidae
Gene: LY6G6C
Product: lymphocyte antigen 6 family member G6C
Exons: 3
Coding region: 129-410 (93 amino acids)
Cellular component (GO): protein-containing complex; external side of plasma membrane
Source: RefSeq, a predicted model, not a curated record